GUGCACUAUAAAAUUGAAACAAGUGUGUAGGGAAAUGCUCCAAGUUAGUCUUAUCUCACCUUCUCCGGCGCCAUGAAAUCUCCAAUUGUAGCAGCGGCAGCAAUGUCUGCUCUCAUGAUGUUUUUUUUACUCACUCCACCUUCUCAUGCUGCAAUUUCUUGCAAUGAUGUAAUCAAGGACCUGAGGCCUUGUGUGAACUACCUCAUGAAUGGCACUGGGAAACCACCUGCUGCAUGCUGUUCGGGAAUCUCAGCUAUUCAAGCUGCUGCAUCAACCACGGCUGAUAAGCAGACAGCUUGUAACUGCAUCAAGUCAGCUUCCAAGCAAAUAAAUCCAAACCCCCAGUUAGCUAACUGUGGAAUCACCUUGCCUUUCACUGUUUCACCCAAUGUUGAUUGUUCCAAGAUUACUUAGUUGAAAUGGAAAUGCUCUGGUGAAUGCUUUCCGAUCCAUGUGCUCCUAUAUAUUUCGAGUGAAAUAGAAUAGUUGUACCUCAUUUCAUUCAUGUCUGCCUGUGUGUAUGGGAAGCUUCCCCUACUUUGUUUUAAGCUGGAAUGGAAUGCCCAGUGCGUUUUCUCCAGUAAAUAAAGAUACCAUUAUUAUUAUGGUUAAAA
Populus euphratica (Euphrates poplar) is the source of this 614-nucleotide messenger RNA. Its product is annotated as non-specific lipid-transfer protein 8-like. Bases 73 to 414 code for a protein of 113 amino acids. Lineage: Eukaryota; Viridiplantae; Streptophyta; Magnoliopsida; Malpighiales; Salicaceae. The record is from RefSeq and is a predicted model, not a curated record. Gene Ontology annotation, molecular function: lipid binding. The transcript is spliced from 2 exons. Gene Ontology annotation, biological process: lipid transport.